Aureobasidium uvarum is the source of this 1509-nucleotide messenger RNA. The record is from the annotation of a GenBank genome assembly. NCBI's taxonomy places the organism in Eukaryota, Fungi, Ascomycota, Dothideomycetes, Dothideales, Saccotheciaceae.
AUGAUGGGCUCACACGACCAGCACUCGGAAGACACCAAGUCGACAAGCUCUGAUACACACUCUAUACACUCUAUCCCAGUGCCAGACCAGCCAGAAGUCGAGUCAAUCUCUGCACCGCUGCCCACAACCGACGGGAUACAUCCUGUACCAAGCCCGGAUCACGAAGAUGCAUCGUCUCUCGAGAAACAAGCCACGGCUUCGAUAGCCAGUGAAGACAUCGACCCCAUAUUCGUGCCCAAAGGUCAAAGAAGAGGGCUGCUAGCCCGCGCGGCCAUCAUUGCCGAAGUCGAGGAUCCCAAACACUAUGCUCGCAGGACAAAAUGGUUCAUCACCUUUGUCGUCGCAGUGGCAGGUGCUGCUGCUCCAAUGGGCAGUGGCAUUAUCUUGCCUGCCCUGUCACAAAUUGACCGCGAGUUCAAUUCUUCGUCUACAGUCACCAACCUUUCGGUUGCCUUGUACAUGUUGAGCAUGAGUGUCUUUCCAUUAUGGUGGAGUUCUUUCUCAGAGACCCUUGGACGAAGGACUAUCUAUCUGGUUUCUUUCUUUCUCUUUCUGGUCUUCAACAUCUUGAGCGCUGUCAGUGUAAACAUUGCCAUGUUCAUUGUCAUGCGUGUUCUCUCUGGAGGUGCUGCUGCUUCGGUGCAAGCUGUGGGUGCUGGAACCAUUGCCGAUGUAUGGGAUGUCAAAGAACGCGGUAAUGCCAUGUCCAUGUUCUAUCUCGGCCCUCUGUGUGGACCCCUGCUUGCCCCUAUUAUCGGAGGAGCCUUGACGCAAGGACUCGGAUGGAGGAGCUGUAUGUGGUUUACCACAAUCUAUGGAGCACUUCUCUGGUUCUUCCUUCUCUUCUUCCUGCCAGAGACGCUCAAGGACACCGUUCCUGCCUCGGUCAUCGCGGCUUCCUCAGAGAAAGACACCAACACCAGACCAACGCUUUCACGCACCAGCACACGACAAAGUGUAGCUCUGAAAUCAAAACGCUACGUUGCCAUCUUCCGUCGCUGGUUCGUCGACCCCUUGGCCAUUAUCCUCAAUCUGCGCAUCCCAGCCGUGGCACUGGUCGUCUACUAUGCUAGUAUCACCUUUGGCUCCCUCUAUGUGCUCAACAUCUCCGUCCAACAGACUUUCGACUCUGAACCAUAUGGCUUCUCCACCAUCAUCGUGGGUCUCCUCUACAUUCCAAACUCACUAGGCUACUUUCUCGCUUCCCUGUUCGGCGGCAAAUGGGUCGACAGAAUCAUGGCUCGCGAAGCUAAGAAAGUGAAUCGUUACGAUGAACACGGCCACCUCAUUUACCGACCCGAAGACCGCUUGCGAGAAAAUGCAUGGCUGGGUGCCAUCAUGUUUCCUCUCGCACUGAUCUGGUAUGGCUGGACCGCUCGCUAUGGCACCAUCUGGAUAGUCCCCAUGAUUGCAAACUUUUUCUUCGGCAUCGGAAGUAUGCUAAUCUUUGCUGUGGUCACCACCAUGCUUACCGAGUUUAUGCCAAACAAAGCUAGUCACGUCCUUUGA